Messenger RNA from Puccinia graminis f. sp. tritici CRL 75-36-700-3, 1557 nucleotides. RefSeq lists its product as uncharacterized. The record is from RefSeq and is a predicted model, not a curated record. Lineage: Eukaryota; Fungi; Basidiomycota; Pucciniomycetes; Pucciniales; Pucciniaceae. The transcript has 3 exons. Bases 1 to 1557 code for a protein of 518 amino acids.
AUGCCCACAGGCAGGCCUCCACCAGAUGAAGCGGCAUCGAUUGAUUUUGAACCUUACAACCCAGCAAACCACAAAGCCGAACUCGCGUCUUUCAUUUACAAAGUCGAUAGCCAUGCCAUAAUUCCCUCAAAGAUCAAGGUUGAUCCAUUACGUGACCUUGCCCAAGAAUACUUGGACAGACUUAUACUCCGACAGUCGGCCCAAAACUCUCCUCACAGUCAAACAGCAAGCCGUCGUACUGAAGACGCCUCCGACGGCACCACUGAAGACGACUCCAGCGACUCCCUUUCCUCUCCUGAGGUCUCACCUGAGCCAGUCCAACUACCAAUACCGCCAACAACAGUCAUCACUCCCACUCCCUCUCCCCCGCCGAGAAGAGGGGCCCGAUCACCAGGCAGAGCUAGGACUGGUGGUCGAUCUCGAUCACCUGCCAGACCUGCUGCUCGAUCACAGGCAAGAGCUCCUCGAUCACCGGCCAGAAGAGCUCCUCAAUCACCGGCCAGAGCUAUGGCUGAUCGAGCCCCAGCGCCGGCCAGACCUGCACCUAGAUUGCCAGCAAGAGCCCCUCGAUCACAGGCCAGAGCUGCGGCUGAUCGAGCACCAGCAAGAGCUCCUCGAUCCGCCAGAGCUCAAUCACCCGCGAAAACUCCUUCCAAAACAACCCGAGCUCGACCACAGGCAAGGACUCCUUCCAGAACACGCGCCCGAUCUCCGGCGACUCCGUCCAGAAAACAGGCACAAAGUUCCAGGCACUCUGCUGAUACUCGUGGUCGAUCCCCAUUAAGAAGAUCAAAGGGCAGAUCUUCAACCAAGUCUCUCUCCCCCUCCCCUAAACGAGCCUAUCCUAGAAGCUCUGGACGAGCCUAUGCUAGAACCUCUGCAUCGCCAUCUCCCAGAAAUGCCCGUCCUGAAAGCCGAGCACCUAACCAAAAACAACGCAUGCAAUCUCAAUCACCGCAACGGAAGUCCAAAAAGCGGCACGUUUCAUUUGAAGAAUUGCAACCAAAGAGACAUUCAAAAUUACCCGUUGAAGACGAAUCGACAUCUGGCGAGGAUUCAUCACUUUCAGAAUCCAGUUCUCUUACUUCACAGCCUGGCGACUCCAAUUCCGAUUCCGAGUCAGACAACAGGUCAGACAACAGAGCCUCAAGGAAAAGUAAGGGUAAGAACAAGGCACCAGCCAAAGACAAGUACUGGGAUCAAGCCAAAAACAAUUACAAGAAAUUCAAGUCGGUGAAGUCUGUGCAGCCACUCAAGUCAGCACUUGUAACUGGAAAAAAACUUUUGAAGAAUCACAUCAUCAACAUCGACUCUGGCACUGAUACUGACCCGCGUCGUCACAACACCCGUUCGGGCCGUAGGCCACUGCGGCGCUCGCCCUCGCCAGCUUAUGAAGACCUGUGCUACGCCGAAGAGGGACGACAGGACACCAAUUCAUAUUCUCGCCCAAAGAUCUCGCCCUUCUUGCAGCUGCCUCCGGAUCGCGAGCGAUCGAAUCAAGAUGUGCCAGCUCUGUCAGCCACAGAGCACAUUUCACAGUACGUGAAAUGUACCUAG